CCUUCAUCUUGUUGCAUGACAAGGCACCACGAUGAAGCUCAUUUGCUUUGCUCUGCCACUGGCGGCCCUUGUCCAGGCCUAUUCCCCGGCUGAGGAGAUUGACGUCCAGGCCAGUCUCCUCAGCAACCCCAACGACGUGGCUGGCAAGACCUUUGACUACAUCAUCGCAGGCGGCGGCUUGACCGGCCUUACUGUCGCUGCCAAACUGACGGAGAACCCUAAUAUCGACGUCCUCGUCAUCGAAAAAGGAUUCUACGAGUCGAACGCUGGUCCCAUCAUCGAGGACGCAAACAGCUACGGCCAGGUCUUCGGCAGCAGCGGCGACCAGAACUACCUCACCGUCGAGCAGAUCAACAACCGCACCGCCGCCGUCGUAUCCGGCAAGGGACUGGGAGGUUCAACUCUCGUCAACGGCGCCUCCUGGACCCGCCCAGACAAAGCCCAAAUCGACUCCUGGGAGAAGGUCUUCGGGAUGGUCGGCUGGACGUGGGAUAGCAUCCUGCCGUACAUGAACAAUGCUGAGAAAUCCCGCGCACCAGAUGCUGCUCAGAUUGAAGCAGGACAUUCCUUCGACCCAUCCUGCCACGGCUUCAACGGCACCGUGCAGGCCGGGCCCAGAGACAACGGCAAGCCGUGGUCCCCUCUCAUGAAGGCGCUCAUGAACACCACGUCCGAUCUCGGGAUCCCGACCCAGGUGGACUUCCACUGCGGACGCCCGCGCGGGGUGUCCAUGAUCCAGAAUAGUCUACGCGAAGAUCAGACCCGCGCCGACGCGGCCCGUGAGUGGCUGCUCCCCAGCUAUACACGGCCCAACCUGAAGAUCCUCACGGGACAAGUCGUGGGCAAGAUCCUCUUUGACGCAGAUUCAAUCUCGACCCGUCCCAAAGCCGUGGGUGUCAAUUUCGGUACCCACAGAUCCGUCAACUUCAACGCCCACGCCAGACACGAAGUCCUGCUUGCUGCGGGAUCCGCAAUCUCGCCCUUGAUCCUGGAAUACUCCGGUAUCGGCCUCAAAUCGGUCCUUGAAUCCGCCAAUGUCUCGCAGAUCAUCGAUCUCCCUGUCGGUCUCAAUAUGCAGGACCAGACCACGACGAGUGUGCGCGCUCGCAGUUCCCAGGCUGGGUUCGGCCAGGGCCAGGCUGCGUACUUUGCCAACUUCACCGAAGUCUUUGGCGAGGACUCCACCCGUGCGAUUGAAUUGCUUAAUACAAAGCUUGACGAGUGGGCCGAGGAGACGGUGGCGCUAGGUGGGUUCCAUAACGCGUCUGCGCUGAAGAUGCAGUAUGAGGAGUAUCGCAGCUGGUUGCUUGAUGAGGAUGUUGCGUAUGCAGAACUGUUCUUGGAUACAGAGGGGGAUAUCAAGUUUGAUAUCUGGGAUUUGAUCCCCUUUGCCCGGGGUUCGACGCAUAUUCUCAGCAGCGAUCCGUAUAUGUGGCACUACGCUAAUGACCCGAAGUUGUACCGCAAUGAACUUGAUGUUCUCGGCCAGGCUGCUGCGACGAGACUCGCGCGGAGGUUGCAGAGUACCGGGGAGAUGAAGAAAUAUUUCGCUGGCGAGGUUACCCCAGGUGCUGAAGUGCCGGCCGAUGCAAGUCUAGAUCAAUGGGCCGAGUAUGUGACUGAUGUCUUCCGACCGAACUGGCAUGCGAUUGGGACGUGUUCUAUGAUGGCUCGUGAGCUUGGAGGUGUUGUUGACGCUACGGCGAAGGUGUAUGGAACGCAAGGACUGCGGGUUAUUGACGGCUCUAUUCCUCCCACGCAGCUUUCGUCUCAUGUUAUGACGGUGUUUUAUGGGAUGGCGUUGAAGAUUGCUGAGAACGUCCUUGCCGAUUAUAAGAAGGCGUAACCGUUUUAACUGUCUGCUGUCGUUCAUUUCCUCUCCAUACUUCAAUAGAAAUUUUAAAUCAGAUAGUAUAGACCCAUAUAGAA
Molecule: messenger RNA, 1929 nt
Organism: Aspergillus versicolor CBS 583.65
Lineage: Eukaryota; Fungi; Ascomycota; Eurotiomycetes; Eurotiales; Aspergillaceae
Product: GMC family oxidoreductase
Exons: 1
Coding region: 32-1846 (604 amino acids)
Molecular function (GO): oxidoreductase activity, acting on CH-OH group of donors; flavin adenine dinucleotide binding
Source: RefSeq, a predicted model, not a curated record